AUGUGUUCGAGCGCACCACCACAACCACGGCACCGACACGAAUCUGCCAUCCUCUCCAACACGAAGAUGGCGUUCAUCAGCAAUGUCGCAGUGAAGGCGGCGGCCGUGGCCGCGCUGCUGCUGGUCGCAGCGGUGUCGCCUGCCGCGCGCGCGGCGGCGGUGGCGGUGGCGGGAGGGGCGCCGUCGGUGCCGGCGGGUCCGCUGGACAUCGCGCAGCUGGGCGCCAAGGGCGACGGCAAGUCGGACAGCACCCCGAUGAUCCUCAAGGCGUGGAAGAACGCGUGCGAGGCGACGGGGGUACAGAAGAUCGUCAUCCCGCCGGGCAACUACCUGACGGGCGGGCUGGAGCUGAAGGGCCCCUGCAAGUCCUCCAUCAUCAUCCGUCUCGACGGCAACCUGCUCGGCACCGGCGACCUCAGCGCGUACCAAAGGAACUGGAUCGAGAUCGAGAACGUCGAGAACCUGUCCAUCAACGGCCACGGCACCAUCGACGGGCAGGGAGCCCUGGUGUGGAGCAAGAACCAGUGCCAGCAUUCUUACAAUUGCAAGAUCCUCCCGAAUAGCUUGGUGCUGGAUUUUGUGACGAACGUCCAGAUCCGCGGCAUCACGCUGCUCAACAGCAAGUUCUUCCACCUCAACAUCUUCGAGUGCAAGAACGUGCUGAUCGACAAAGUGACGGUCAAGGCCCCCGGCGACAGCCCCAACACGGACGGCAUCCACAUCGGCGACUCCAGCAACGUGACCAUCAGCAGCACCACCAUCGGCGUCGGCGACGACUGCAUCUCCAUCGGCCCCGGGAGCAAGAUGAUCCGCAUCCAUGGCGUCAAGUGCGGCCCAGGCCACGGCAUCAGCGUCGGCAGCCUGGGGCGCUACAAGGACGAGAAGGACGUGGAAGACGUGCAGGUGACGGGGUGCACGAUCGCCGGCACCACGAACGGCCUGCGCAUCAAGUCGUACGAGGACUCCAAGUCGUCGCUCAAGGCCAGCAAGUUCCUGUACGAGGGCAUCACCAUGGACAAUGUCUCCUACCCCAUCAUCAUCGACCAGAAGUACUGCCCCAACAACAUCUGCGUCAAGUCCGGCGCCUCCAAGGUGGCCGUCAACGACGUCGUCUUCAAGAACAUCCACGGCACCUCCAACACGCCGGAGGCCAUCACGCUCAACUGCGCCAACAACCUGCCAUGCCAGGGCGUGCAGCUCGUCAACGUCGACAUCAAGUACAAUGGAUCCGGCAACAAGACCAUGGCCGUCUGCAAGAACGCCAUCGGCAAGUCCAUCGGCUUGGCAAAGGAGCUCGCCUGCAUCUGAACCAAUUGACUAACAUGCAUAUAUUAUAUAUAUAAUCACUCUUCGUAACCUCUCUCUUUCUCACGUACUCUCAAGUCUCCACCGAAUAUAUAAUCCGCUGGUUUGUAUUUUCUUUCUUCUUUGGAUCAUCACAAAACCAACCGAUGUAAUUAUUAUUAGACCGACGCCUCACAAUCUUGGAACUUAUUCAUUAUGCUAGUGUAUAUCUGUAAUCCCAUUCCAUAAUGUUAAUGUUGAUUUGUGGUCACGUUUCAAUGAGA
Zea mays is the source of this 1568-nucleotide messenger RNA. RefSeq names its product exopolygalacturonase-like. The transcript has 2 exons. The record is from RefSeq and is a predicted model, not a curated record. Gene Ontology annotation, molecular function: polygalacturonase activity. The coding region runs from base 1 to 1308 and encodes 435 amino acids. Gene Ontology annotation, biological process: carbohydrate metabolic process. Lineage: Eukaryota; Viridiplantae; Streptophyta; Magnoliopsida; Poales; Poaceae.